Miniopterus natalensis is the source of this 2538-nucleotide messenger RNA. The record is from RefSeq and is a predicted model, not a curated record. NCBI's taxonomy places the organism in Eukaryota, Metazoa, Chordata, Mammalia, Chiroptera, Miniopteridae.
AUGGAGCCAGCAACCUGGGUGUGCGCCCCGACCCGGCAUCCAGCCCGAGAACCCGAGGCGUGGAAGGAUGCCGGUCUCCCGCUCUCCACCCCGAGCAACGAGGCCUGCAGGCUGUUUGAUGCCACCCUGACCCAGUAUGUAAAAUGGACCAAUGACAAGACCCUUGGUGGCAUCGAGGGCUGCCUGUCGAAGCUGAAGGCAGCAGAUCCGACCUUCGCGAUGGGCCAUGCCAUCUCUAAUGGCCUCGUGCUGAUCGGCACCGGGAGCUCCGUGAGGCUGGACAGAGAGCUGGACCUGGCCGUGAGGAGCAUGGUGGAGCUUUCCCAGGCCCAGGCGCUGACUCAGCGUGAGCAGCUGCACGUGUCCGCGGUGGAGGCCUUCGCCAAGGGGAACUUUCCCAAAGCCUGCGAACUGUGGGAACAGAUUCUCCGGGACCACCCGACGGACAUGUUGGCCCUGAAGUUUUCCCACGACGCCUACUUUUACCUGGGCUACCAGGAGCAGAUGCGGGAUUCCGUGGCCCGAGUUUACCCCUUCUGGACACCUGACAUCCCCCUUAGCAGCUAUGUGAAGGGCAUCUAUUCCUUUGGAUUGAUGGAGACCAACUUCUACGACCAGGCAGAGAAGCUCGCCAAAGAGGCUCUAUCUGUGAACCCCACAGACGCGUGGUCAGUGCACACUCUUGCCCACGUUCACGAGAUGAAGGCGGAGAUCAAGGACGGGUUAGACUUCAUGCAGCGCUCAGAAGCCCACUGGAAGGACUCUGAUAUGCUCGCUUGUCACAAUUACUGGCACUGGGCUUUGUAUCUGAUUGAAAAGGGCGAGUAUGAGGCCGCGCUGACCGUCUACGACGAUCACAUCCUGCCCAGCUUGCGGGCCAGUGGCGCCAUGCUGGACGUGGUGGACACCUGCUCCAUGCUGUACCGGCUGCAGAUGGAAGGGGUGGCUGUGGGCGAGCGGUGGCGGGAUGUCCUGCCCGUGACCCAGAAGCACAGCCGCGACCACAUCCUGCUGUUCAACGACGCACACUUCCUGAUGGCGUCCCUGGGCGCUCGGGACACCCAGACCACGCAGGAGCUGCUGACCACCCUGCAGGAGGCCAGCGAGUCCCCCGGGGAGAACUGCCAGCACCUCCUGGCCCGCGACGUGGGGCUGCCCCUGUGCCAGGCCCUGGUGGAGGCCGAGAGUGGAAACCCCGACCGCGUGGUGGAGCUCCUCCUGCCCAUACGCUACCGGAUCGUCCAGAUCGGAGGCAGCAACGCCCAGAGGGACAUCUUCAACCAGCUACUGGUCCACGCGGCCUUACAGUGCACCUCGGGCGCCCACAGGAACGUGGCUCGGAGCCUUCUGAUGGAGCGCGACGCCCUGAAGCCCAACUCGCCCCUGACGGAGCGGCUCAUCCGCAAGGCGGCCGCUGUCCACCUCCUGCAGUGACACCUGCUGCCCCAGCUGCCAGAUGGGCUGCCCCGCUGGCGUCCUAGGCUUAGGAGACAUGCCCAGUAGUUAGGCCUGCUCGGGGAGUCUGCAGCUUUAACCAGAAAGUUCUGUGGCCCGCAGCUACAGGAAGAGGGGCCGCUAAUCUAUGUAAACACGAUUCAGAAUCUUCUGCUAGUUCUUGUUAAGGGCCAAGGUGCAGUUUUACGUGGUCAGAACCGAUGUGGGUGCUGCUGUUAACCACGGGCCUUGCAAACUGUAUUUUCUCAGGGGACCUUGCACCUCCUGGUUGUUCAAGGGUUGGAAGCAGGGGUGGGGUGUGGGGGUGGCUCAGCUGGGGAGGAGAGUCUUCACAGCCCCUGGGGGCACCCCCAUCCCAGGCUGCCCAUGGGAUAAACCCUCGUCUUCCAGGCAGGUUCUAUUGUGCAUUUUGGGGGUGAGGGAACCAAUGAGGGCGGCAGUGACUUGCCCAGGUCACAGCUAGUGGAGGCCCUGCAGAGACUUGCCUCAGGCUGCUGUCCUCCCUGGAGGAGGGGACCUCCUCUCAGCCAGCCACCUCGGCCCAGCUGCAGUGCCCAUGCCCUCCUCACGGGAGCACACGCCCAUGGGUGCCCCUCUGCUGCCCCUGCGAGCUGCCUGGGGCAUUUGGUGAUGCCGAUGUGGGCUUGUUUUCUCUUUAUUCCGAACUGUGCCUUGUGAAGGGGCCUCGGUACAUGGUUUCCUCUGUGGGCUGUGACUUCAGUCCAACGGCGCAGUGCACUGAGCGGGCACUGAGCUGGCGUGCCUUCUGGGGAGUAAGGGUUGAACUCUGGUUGCCCCGUCGUGGCAAAAACCAAAGCAUUGUGACAUGUGGCUUCAACAAGCGCUGUCUCGGGUCCUGCUUCCAGGUGUUAAGCUAGCCCCACGUCCCUCCUGAGGAGCCGCAGGUUUCGGUUUAAUGUGUCCAACAGCGAGGCCUGCCUGCCGGUGAGCAGGACCCCAGAGAGGCUGCUGGGAGAUGGCCUGACCCUCCUUUGAGCCCCUCUCUCUAUGCAGGCCUGAAGCGGGCCACUCCUGGACUUUUAUAUUCCUUGAGCCAAUAAAUUCUCCUCUUUCUAAAGCCCA